Molecule: messenger RNA, 2163 nt
Organism: Pyricularia pennisetigena
Lineage: Eukaryota; Fungi; Ascomycota; Sordariomycetes; Magnaporthales; Pyriculariaceae
Exons: 4
Coding region: 1-2163 (720 amino acids)
Source: RefSeq, a predicted model, not a curated record
AUGCAAGAAACCAGGAGCAGGCAGGGCGGAGCCGGAAGGCACCCGCACAUGAGUUCCACGGCGUGGCCACCGACGCCCUCUAGGCCAUAUUCGUUAUUCCCGCCAGAGCAUAGACGGGCCAACUCGGUGUCGCCACAACCCUCACCCGCAUUUGUGAGACCGGUGCCGGUGCCGUCGCCGCCGACGAUGACGACGACGACGACGACACCCCAUAACGCACCGAGGCGCGCCGGUGGAGGGGGCAUCACGACCGAAGCCGCCACGAGAGCCCCCCGGCGAGAACCAGAACUUGAAGAGUGGCCGACGUUUGUACAGUACAACACGACGCCGCCGCUGGAUCCCCCGACGGAGAGCCCACGAAAGUCCGAUUCGAAAAAGGGCAAAAGGAGCAAACGGAGGAAAGGAAGCCUUCGAAGUGUAGUCGACGACGAAGAGCGACGGUCCAGGUUUGCACGGGUGUCAAUGCGGGCGCUACAUGUGCUGUCGCACAUGGCCUUGUGCGUCGUGGUGCUGUACAUUAUGUUUAUGUUUUUGGCAAUGCCGGCCGUGACCACGACGCGGAACCAACGCAUAAACUCAAUCUUGAACGAGCGCAACAACCUCAACCGCAAGGAGGCGUUCGGCCUUGUAACGAUACUCUCGGUCGACGUCAUCCUCGACCUGUACGGGCUGUGGGUGUGCCGGAGCCACUGGUCGCGCCCGGCGCUGGCGGCGCGGCUCGUGGUGGGCGGCGGCUACAUCGCCAUAUUUAUCGUGUACUACGCGCUCGGUGGACGUGUCUUCCCGUCGCAGUUUACCUUUUUCCGCAUGAAGGGCAGCUUCGCGGCCCCGUUUCUUUACCUUUUCAUGUGGACGCUCGGGACGUGGAACGUGCUGUGGGUAGUCAUGUACCGGCAUCAGUUGCUGGGGAAAAAGCGGCGCGGCGACGGCUCGGCGGAGGAGACGACGCUGGGCGGCAGCAGCAGCGGCGGUGGGUUCCGCUCACAGGACGACGCGGUGACGCAGCAGCAGCAAGAUCACGCGAGGAAGGAUAGUGUCGGGUCGAGCGCGGCUUCGACGUGGCGACGGCCGGUGUGGCCGUUUCUGAGAAAGGGUUCGUUGGACGACGACGACGACGACGCGACGACGAUACGGGUUAUGGAGGAGCAGCAGGAGGCCGACCAUGACUACGCCAUCAAGGUGUCGACGUACGAGGAGCUAAAGGAUUCAACGCUCGCGGGUGAUUCUAUACCUGUUUACUAUGGCUCGUGGGCCUUUCACAUGGUGCUGGACCUUCCCGAGCCGGACGGGCGCAAGAUACCCCACGUCCGGACAGCGUCGAUGGAGCACAUGCAGGGGCCCGCGCUCAUGCUGGGCAUGGACCCAACGCCGCUCCCGAAUGAGACGCCUGCGCGUCGUCACCCGCGUGGCCGAGACGAACGCGGCACUCAUAAACCAAGGCGUCUACCACAGAGACGUGAACCAACGAAACAUUCUGCCACUGCCACUACCAAUAAUACCACCGUCAGCGACUCCCAACAAAAUGGCAGCAGCAGCAAUGACUCCACAACACUGGUCCUCAUCGCCAUCAUAGUCGGCCUCGUUGCCCUGAUCGCCAUCUCCGUAUUUGUCAUCCUCAGGAUGCUACGCCUCCGGGAAAGACGACGGACACAACAACAACAACAACGCCAGUACGGACAGGAUGGCAAGCACCUCGUGUACGAUGAAACCGGCCACCUGUCGCCAUAUCUGCACGCGGCGCCUUCGCAACAGCGCAAGCUCAGCAAGCUCAGCGACGCGGACAGGCGGUCUUGGAGCGAGCACGUCCAGCAGGAGCAGCGCGCCAUGAUGAUCCGCAAGUCGCUGGCCAGCCGGUCCGCAGAGUUCCACGGCGGUCGUCGGCACCACUCUGACAGCGUGUCGUCCAGCGGCAGCGGCAGCGGCAGCAGCUUCAUAGAGCCGUCUUUGGCAGCGUCGCGGCCGGCGACCUCGUCUGAGCCCAUGUCGGCCGCAGCACACAGCAAUUCGGGUGUUGGGGUUGAGCAGGAAAAGGACGGAGAAGAAGAGCAGUGCUUCCGCAAGGGCGGGCUUCGCAACGAUUGGAAGGCGUUCGAGGCGCAGAUGCACCUUGACAAGUCGCUGUCGCGAGAGACGCACCCAGCUGCUGCGGGUAGGGGGUUGUGA